AUGGAUGGGGAGGAGAAAACCUAUGGUGGCUGUGAAAGCCCUGAUGCAAUGUAUAUCAAGCUAAUAUCUUCUGAUGGCCAUGAAUUUAUUGUAAAAAGAGAACAUGUGUUAACAUCAGGAACAAUAAAGGCCAUGUUGAGUGGACCAGGGCAGUUUGCUGAGAAUGAAACCAAUGAGGUCAAUUUUAGAGAGAUCCCUUCGCACGUGCUAUGGAAAGUGUGCAUGUAUUUCACCUACAAUGUCUGCUACACUAACAGCUCCACCAAGAUUCCUGAAUUUCCAAUUGCACCUGAAUUGCACUGGAACUGUUGA
Cricetulus griseus (Chinese hamster) is the source of this 312-nucleotide messenger RNA. NCBI's taxonomy places the organism in Eukaryota, Metazoa, Chordata, Mammalia, Rodentia, Cricetidae. The record is from RefSeq and is a predicted model, not a curated record.